Ostrea edulis (European flat oyster) is the source of this 7613-nucleotide messenger RNA. RefSeq lists its product as uncharacterized. Gene Ontology annotation, biological process: detection of mechanical stimulus. Gene Ontology annotation, cellular component: membrane. The transcript is spliced from 20 exons. The coding region runs from base 14 to 5014 and encodes 1666 amino acids. The record is from RefSeq and is a predicted model, not a curated record. Lineage: Eukaryota; Metazoa; Mollusca; Bivalvia; Ostreida; Ostreidae. Gene Ontology annotation, molecular function: calcium channel activity; protein binding.
UUCUGCAAUAAACAUGAUGUUGCCAUUAGGAAAAGAAGAGUUCAACUACACAAUGGACAUACGGGUUCAAAUUUUCGAUCGAUUUGGAGACUACAAUAUAAGCACUACAUCAGUGAGAGUAAACCCUCUAGAGAAUGUAAUUCCCAAAAACAAUCACGACACGGCGGCUGUGAAUCAACUCUUUGAUUCUUUCUCUAAAGUUCUGAAUACAACUCAGGCUGGUGGGAAUUCUAUGGCGGUUGUUAGGCUUGUAAACUCGGCUCUGUCUUACUUUCAAAGCGGAAAUGAGACUAACAGUGACACAGAGGGUGACCCGGAGACAGCCAGUCCUGUAGUUCAAUUGUAUCAAGAGAAGGCAAUACAAAUGGCUGAGAUCUUAAUGGAUUCUGUUUCUCCGACUCAAGACAACGCAAGCGCCAAAGCUCUCAGUCCCGCUGAUACGCAACAGGUCUCGAGUACCCUGGUGUCCAUGACAAAAAAUUCUGAAUACAUCACAACAAAAAGUGCGGAAAUCUCAACCAAAGUCGCAAAAACGCUCAUGACAAACGUGCUGCAAAACGCAGAAGUACUUCCGUUUCCCGUAGAAAUCACCAAAAGCAUAGCUGGAGCUGUCAAUGGUACGUUGAUUUACCUGGACAAAAUUAUGGACACACUGCUUCCUGAAGAAGUUUUUGAUUUUGAUGAAGAAGUAACAGAAGAUUCAAUAUAUGAAGAACUUUACGAAGAAUACGAAAGGAAAUCACAAGUAGCUGAGUUUUCCAAUAUUACUGUUCCAUUGGAAGACUUGAGGGAAAAGGCUCAGAAAAAAUAUAACAAAAGAAAAGAAAGCCAGAUGAGACAGGAACAAAUAGCUGAUUUUGGAAGGAUGACAGUAAAACUUAUUGAACACCUACUGAAAGAUAUGGAGAAAGUUUCAAUUUUGCAACAGGAAGUUGGAGAAGGACCCAAAGCACUUCAACGGGGAGAUAUUGAUGUCGUUACAGAAUUAGCUAGACAGGACGACAUUGUCAAUAGAAAUCUGUCCCAGUACCAGGACAUCCAAUUACAGAUAGUUAAGGAAGACAACAACGCGUAUGAAAACUAUACCACAUCAGUUUGGAAUAUUACGGAAAGCUCGAAAUUGGCAUCAACGACAUCAAACCUACCAAUUACUAAGACCUCCACUACCACCACCACCACCAUCACCACCUCCGCCGCUACUACCCCCUUUUCCACUACCACCACCACCACCACCUCCGCCGCUACUACCCCCUUUUCCACUACCACCGUCACCACUACCGCCACUACCCCCUCCCCCACUAUCACCACACCAUCCUCCACUACCAAUACAUCCACCACCACUAUUAUAAAUCCAACCAUUCAAAGUUUACAUACUUUAUCAACUACUUCGAGUGAAUGGUUGAACUCCACAAUGUCUACUGCAUCGAACAUCGAAGACGUAACGAAGUCCUCUAAAACUAAUGUCAAUUCCAUUGUCAAACUACAGGUGUGUAUAAGGCUAAAGCGGAUAUAUGGUGAUUUAAUAAGCCUGUGUUUUGCUGUGGGCUUUAUGUCUGUCAUCAAGAAGAAUCCUUACAUGCAUGGCGCAAAUUCUUCCGGAAUAACAUAUCCAGUUAUCUCCGUCAAUUUGGAAGGAAAUGUGGCUCCGAUUGUGAAGUUUAAAAGUAAAGUGCCUGCUUACAGAUAUAUGCAAAGAUACUCUCCGAAAAUAAUACCAAACGACCCAGAAAGAUUCUUUUAUUUCAAAGUGAAAGUAAAAAAUGAUGACGAUUAUAUUCUAUUUUAUGUAAAACCGGAAAAUAUCAACAUAGAUCUCAACGGCAUAAGUCUAUAUACUGUUUUUAUAAGUAAAAAAGAUUAUCCUAGACAAGCGGAGGGAAAACAUGAUUGGUAUCAAAUGAUAUCUAUUAAGGACUGGACCGUAGACGGUUUCAAAAUUAUCAUCCCACCUUAUACAUGCGCAAAAGGGACCUGUUACGUUGGACUUCAGCCUGUUGAAGGUACAUCAAAGACUGAUAAUAAACAAGGUACAAAAUCAAGAAAAAGAAGAGCAGCAGGUUUGGAGGCCACCACCUCAGAUCCAAGCACCGGUUCUACAUCUAUCACUACCACUCAAACCUUUUCUGACAUGGAGGCCACGACACAGAAUUCAAAUUUAAUGGGCUUCAAUCCAGCUCGCGCCGAUUUUUCUCUAGCUAUUGCAACCACUGGUUGUCGAACCUGGGAUGAGGAACGAGAAGCUUGGGUGUCAACUGGAUGCAAGGUACUGGAGUCUAGCACCUUAGAGGAAACAAACUGUCGAUGUGAAAAGUCAAAGACAAGCGGGUUGAUAUUUGCCGCCACUUUUUACGUGCCUCCAAAUGUCAUUCACUUCAAUACCAUCUGGAGUAAGAUAGACGCGGAGAACGCUGCUGUAUACGGAACUCUGCUGUGUCUAGUGAUAAUUUCAAUCGUCUUGGUUCUGUUUCUAAGAAAGAAAGACGAAAAAGAUCUUGGAAAGUGGUCUAUCCAUUUUUUGGCCGAUAGUAAUGCAGCAGACGAGUAUUUCUAUUUGAUAUCCAUUUAUACUGGCUUCAGGAGAGGGGCGGGAACAAGAUCUAAUGUCUCGUUUGUAUUGGCGGGAGACGAAUAUGACACAGGAGUACGUCUGCUUACUGACGGAAUAACGGAGGGAUUCGAAACAUCAAGCAUCAGAAAAUUCUUCAUGGGGUCUGACGUUCCGCUAGGCGAAUUAAUAUAUCUACGAAUAUGGCAUGAUAAUGCAGGCUCGGGAGAUCUUCAAAGUUGGUAUCUGAACAAAGUCGUCAUCGAUGACGUACAAACACAUACAAGGUUCAUUUUCCUUUGUGAACGUUGGUUAGCUCUGGAUGAUGACGACGGUCGAGUGGAGAGACUCAUUCCUGUGUGUGGACAGGAAAAUAUGUUGUCUUUCAACAAUCUGUUUUCGCAACAUACACAGAGAAGCAUUACUGACAACCAUCUCUGGCUCUCAAUCGUCCUCAGACCACAACGAAGUAACUUUACCAGAGUUCAAAGGCUAAUUUGCCUGACGGCAUUUUUAUUCCUAACAAUGCUUACCAAUGCAAUGUUUUUCAAAUCUGCUGAAGAUGAAAACAUUACAGAUGGUGUCAAGAUCGGGUUCCUGCAGUUUUCAGUGACGAAUCUAUUCAUUUCUAUUCAAAGCAUUGUUAUAACCACGCCACCCAUUAUCCUUGUCAUCUUAAUCUUCAGAAACAGUCGCCAAAGCUUGACAAUUAAUCAUGCUGGAAAACUGAAUGAAAAGACUUUACAUUUCAUUGAAAGAAACACGUCGGAGACCGUCUCCUCUGCUGACGAUGCUAUCAUACAAAGUCGUCUGGCACUUCCACACUGGGCUAUAUAUAUAGCUUGGGCUGUUAACAUACUGGCAAUUUUGGGGUCAACAUUUUAUCUGUUUCUCAUCAGCAUGCAGUGGGGGAAAACAAAAUCCGAAGAAUGGCUUACAACCUUUCUUCUUAGCUUCCUGGAGUCUUUUUUCAUUGUGGACCCUUUGAAGGUAAUAAUAAUCGCUGUAAUGUUAUCCCUUGUAUUCAAACGAUCACCUGACAGCGAUGUCCCUGUGGUGUCCAUCGAAAAACUCAGGGAAAAGGUAUCAUCCUACAAAGCAAACAUCCAGCGAAGUGAAAUAGCGUUCUUUCAAGAUGUUAUGACACCCAACCAAGAAGUCAUUCAAAACGACCUCCAAGAAUUAAGAAAGAAGCGUAAACAGGAGACCCAUGCGAAAGAGGCUUUGUUCAGGCUUUUCUCGUAUGCUGUAUUCAUGCUCGUCAUCUACAGCAUCAGCUACAUUGAGAGGGACCAGAGAUCGUACCAUCUAAAGACAAAUAUCUACAAUCAUUUAUUUGGAAAUGCCAUAAAAUCUAAGAUGAACAAAACGGAAGACUUCUACUCGUGGAUGAACGAAGUUUUCAUUCCCAUUUACUAUCCAAUAACAAAUUAUGCAAAUAAGACUUUAAAUUCCAUUGAAAAAAUGUCGUUUGGUGAUAUGGCUAACUUAAGGGUUGGACCCGGACGGAUUCGGCAAGUUCGUAUGAAAAAAGUACGAUGUGAUUACAACUCAUUAACAUGGCCUCACCUCUGUGUUGACGAGUACAGCGAGUACGAGGAAGACGAGGAGAAAUACUGUGUUGGAUGGGCCGCUUAUAACGCAUCAAAAUGUGAAAAUAAUAACGUAAAUCUAGUGUCCGCGGACGCUUGGAAGUUCACUAAAUCCAGUGACAUCUGGGGCUGCUUCAUCACAGGAGAAUACAAAUGUAUCCCCCUCCCCCGUACGUGUUGUACUGAACUUGCAUCAGUGGUAACCAGGGCAGCCAACGAAUUGAUCAGCUUCGGAGUUGUGUUUGCGACCGCAUUUCUUGCUUUCGUGUUUUGUGGACAUCUCUUAUUUGGUAAGAGUCUUCAGGAGUACCGUUCCAUAUUUCAGACAUGGUCAACACUUACGAACGCUCUUAUCGGCAAGAACUCACUUAAGCGAAUGACACUUGCUUCACCGUAUUUUGCGCAGACGUAUUAUUUCACCUAUGUAUUCUUCGUUCUUUUUACCCUUAUUACUGUAUUUGCCGCCAUAUUGAACACAAGUAUCACCUAUGUGCGCAAGGAGACAGCGAGUGUCGGGGAUAUCUUUGGUAUACUUGACAUGUUGAAGAAGUCUGUAAGUGGUGUUCUUGACAUGGUCAUCAAACAGAAACCUCGGCAUGGACGAAAGCGUUUGGAUACAGAAACCAUACAGAAAACGAAAAAGUGUGCAAAAAUCGAUACCACAAAUGUUUUGAGACUGAUUAGAGACACCUUUGCGGAUUUUCAAACAUUAGAGGAGCACUCGGAUAAACCAAUAGAUGGUGAUUGCAGAGACAACUAUGUGGCUUCCGGAAAAAGUAGAAAAUACAUUCCUGAAGAAGAGACUCAUAAAGACACCCUACUGCAAUUCGACACUGGUGAUGGUGGAACACAGAAAAUACCACAUGUUAUGCUGUAAAGGAAAGUCAUGUGACAUUAGUGGUACUCUGUAGUAUCUGCACUAUGUGAUAGUGCAAGUAAAUUUUACGAGUACAUAUCAUUUAAAAUGGAAUGAAAAACAAAAGAAUCUCUCUUAGCGCAUCAGUUUAGCAAUUUUGAGUUCUAAUUAAUUUGGUGAAAUUUAUGAGUUCAUACACCCUUUUAAAGGAAUGAGAAACAAAAAGGUUAUUCUCUCUCUCUCUCUCUCUCUCUCUCUCUCUCUCUCUCUCUCAACGCAUCAGAUUUAGCAAUUUUAAAGUUCUAAUUAAUUUGAUUAAAACACAAAACAAACAUUGAUUUAAAUCAGUAUUGAGGGAGUAAAUGAACAUUAUUAAUCACGUCAGUGAAGAAGGAUGUUUUCUGCCCUAUCAGGGAAGUACAGUGGAUAAGAACACAUUAUUUCCACCCCUAUCCCAUUUCUUUGAAUAUGUUUUCCGAAACUUCUGUUCACCCCCACCCUACCUCCAAGUAAACCACUCUUGAAGUUUUAAAGUGAUACGCUAUGGUUAUGAAUUUCCUGUCCUUGCAAAUUUUCUUACAUUUUAGAUGGUCUCUGCUAUAACAAGAAAGACAACUCGUAUUAUAGAAUAUGAAAAACUAAUAACCGAUUCAGAAUUUUUAAAAAUGGUUUAUUUGAAUCAGUUUAUUAGAUUCAUACUUUCAUAUUUCUCGAUGAUCGUGUUAAUAUCAAUCAGUAAUAUAGCUAAUUAAGACAAGUAACCUUCACAACAACGUGGUAAAAAAAUUCUAAAAUUGUGAUGGGUGCUAUAAAAUCUAUUCGCCGUUCUCUCUCUCUCUCUCUCUAUUGCAACUUAAAGCCUCGCUUUUUUUUAAUUCAAAAUAUUUACAUACAUGUAAAAGAGUGUUGUUGUUAUGGUCGCUUUGUUUGAAUUCAGGAAAACUAACAAAUGGUGUUUGCCAUGCUUGUGUAGUGUGUUUCAUCGUAGAGUAUAUUCAGUGAUUGUCAUAUUUCAUCAGUCGACUGAAUUAGGUCACCUAUUAUUAAUAUACCCGUCCCCGUCGUCUGUCGUGCAUCGUCAAUUUUUGAACAUUUUAGAUAUCUCAGAAUAUCUCAGAAACUGCUUGGCUAAUGAAUCUAAUUUCAAUAAAGACACCCAAGCUCAAUGGAAUUGCUGGACAUGUGUCAAAUGGGGGAAAUGUAUUUUAAAACAAAAUUAUACUACCUCGCGAUCGUACUUUCUUGGAAACAUAUAACAAUUAUGUAAAUAAUCCAUUCAUUAUUGUUACCAAGUAGAAAUUGAUUUCUGUCUAAUUCGCUCCUCAAACAAAAGAAAUCACAUUUGUGCUCCAGGGCGGUGCUGUAAGGAUGAUGUAGCAAAACUGCAGUACCUGUAAAAAAAAAAAAUUCAGUUCUUGUGCUUGGUAAUCACGGACCUGGUUCCGAUGUACUGGGUGCGUAGUGAUACUGAACACUGAAAAUAGUGAAACAGUGAGACAGAUUACGUGGUCAAAAUGCAUUAAAGGCUGCAUAUGACUAAAAAAAAUUUAAAAUCAUGGAUAAAAAUGUAAACUAUACCCUAUAAUAAGCCACAUUAUGUAAGUCUCAAAAUACCCACAAUUCCACUGUUUUACGUCUUUAUUAUCUCUACAAAUUUUAAUGAUAGCCAUUUCCUAAUGAAUGCAUUGCAGUCGUAAAUAAUGCGUGUAUGAAUACAGAUAUACUGAGUAUAUAGUGCGUCUAUUUUAACGCCUAGACAUUCGACAGAAAUGAAAGUAGAACGUAAAUAUAAGAAAUAAACUUCAUUGAAAAUACGGACAUGAUGGCAUGAAUUGCAUUGCGUCUCGUCGGCAUACUUUUCAUGAAGCGCUAAUGGUUAGUGUAAAUUGGGUUUUAAUAAUUGUUUAAAAAAGAGAAAUGGAGAAAAUAUGUUACAUGAAAUGUGAAGAUAACGAACAGUGAUCAAUGUCAUAACUCCUAUAAACAAUACAAACUAGAGAAUUGGGCAAACAUGGACCCCUGGACACACCAGAAUUGGGAUCAGGUGCCUAGGAGGAGUAAGCAUCCCCUGUCGACCGGUCACACCCGCUGUGAGCCCUAUAUCCUGAUCAGGUAAAUGUAAGACCUAGUCAUUCCCCCAGAGAGCUACAAUUCUGCAGGUAACGUGAAGUAGUAGUGAACACAGUGGACAGCGAUCAGGACGUUCACUUCUCCGAUGUGUACUAUAUGUGCACCUUUAUGUUUUGUUAUACUCAGAUGAUCGUUAAGGCAUCUUGUCCUGUCGACAAAAAGCUUGUAUUCACGACAUUUAUUCAACUAUGUAUUCGUAAGUUCCUGAUAAAUGCUUUCCUGUUGUGACUGUCCAUGGCCCCAGUUUUGGACUAAAAUUUUGUAAAGAAAACUGUUGAAAUAUCCGAGUGAAAUCUUGUUAUCAAUUAUUCUAGCUGUUGUUAUUAAUGGUGUUUGCUGUUGUUAUUAAUGAUUUUAGAUACCGAAUCAAUGAUUUCUACUGUUAUUAAUGAUUUGACUACUGUAUUAAUGAUUUUAAAUACUGUUAUCAUAUUUUAGCUGUUAUUAUUUACAUUUUCCAGUGUUUUGUAUGAUAAAACUGUUAACUGCU